Dioscorea cayenensis subsp. rotundata (Guinea yam) is the source of this 1954-nucleotide messenger RNA. Its product is annotated as probable auxin efflux carrier component 1d. Gene Ontology annotation, molecular function: auxin efflux transmembrane transporter activity. Gene Ontology annotation, cellular component: plasma membrane; endoplasmic reticulum. NCBI's taxonomy places the organism in Eukaryota, Viridiplantae, Streptophyta, Magnoliopsida, Dioscoreales, Dioscoreaceae. The transcript is spliced from 6 exons. The record is from RefSeq and is a predicted model, not a curated record. Gene Ontology annotation, biological process: auxin polar transport; auxin export across the plasma membrane. Bases 240 to 1823 code for a protein of 527 amino acids.
AGAACCUUUCCUGCUUGCUUUCUCUCCUCCCCAUAGCACUAGCACUAGUGCUUCUUCCCAUUGGUUACAAACACUCUUUGACAAGCCAUGAAUGACCAUAAAUUCAUCCAUAAAUCACACCCUUCUCCGACACCAUUCAUCCUUUUCCCUACAUAUCUCACCACCUUCUAACUAAAACCUUACUCCAAACCAUACUGUAGGUACUCCUUGAGAAGAAGAAGAAGACCAAGAAGAAGAAGAUGAUAACUGUUUUAGACUUGUACCAUGUUCUCACAGCAGUUGUGCCACUAUACGUGGCCAUGGGACUUGCCUAUGCAUCAGUGAAAUGGUGGCAGAUUUUCACACCGGACCAGUGCUCCGGUAUCAACCGGUUUGUUGCACUCUUUGCUGUUCCACUCCUCUCCUUCCACUUCAUCUCUACCAAUGACCCUUACUCCAUGAACUUCCACUUCAUAGCUGCUGACACUCUUCAGAAACUCAUACUUCUCACCGUUCUCUCUAUCUGGGCCAAAACAAGCUCCAAAGGCUCUUUAGAAUGGACUAUCACUCUCUUCUCCCUCUCAACUCUCCCCAACACUCUGGUCAUGGGUAUUCCUCUUUUGAAAGGCAUGUAUGGUGCUUUCUCUGGUAGUUUAAUGGUCCAAAUAGUUGUACUCCAAUGCAUCAUUUGGUAUACUCUUUUGCUCUUCUUGUUUGAGUACCGUGGAGCUCGGCUUCUCAUUAGUGAGCAGUUCCCGGACAACGCUGCGUCCAUUGUUUCCUUCAAAGUUGAUUCUGAUAUAGCAUCGUUGGACGGGCGAGAACCACUCCAGGCCGAGGCUGAGGUCGGAGAAGAUGGCAAACUCCAUGUGAUUGUUCGCAAGUCAGCGAGCUCGAGGUCGGAGAUUUUCUCUCGCAAGUCUCUGACUCCACGCGCGUCAAACUUAACCAAUGUGGAGAUUUAUUCGUUGCAAUCUUCUAGAAAUCCAACUCCAAGAGAGUCUAGCUUUAAUCACAAUGACUUCUUCUCUUUAGUUAGUAAUGAUGAGGAGAGUGGAGGCCAUGGUGGUACAAAGCUUAAUGGUUUGUUGUCUCCAAUGGUGGGGAAGAAGAAGGUGAAUGGUAGUGAUGGUGCUACUAAGGACUUGCAUAUGUUUGUUUGGAGCUCUAGUGCUUCACCUGUGUCAGAGAAUACUACAGCAGGAGUGCGUGAUGUUUGCAAUGAGUUUAGCUUCAGGAAUCAGGAGAGGGAUGGUGGGCAUGGGGAGAAACAGGGGUCUGAUACCAUGGCUGAGCAUAAUGUGAAAGAUGGUGUGAAGGAUGUUAAGGCUGUGGCAAUGCCGGCUGCAAGUGUCAUGACCAGGCUCAUUCUUAUUAUGGUUUGGAGGAAGCUUAUUAGGAAUCCAAACACUUAUUCUAGUCUUAUUGGUCUUAUUUGGUCUUUGGUCUCCUUCAGGUGGGGGACUGAAAUGCCUGCAAUAAUAGCUCGUUCUAUAUCCAUACUAUCUGAUGCUGGGCUUGGAAUGGCUAUGUUUAGUCUUGGGUUAUUCAUGGCAUUGCAACCCAAGAUGAUUGCUUGUGGCAACUCUGUUGCAGCCUUUUCAAUGGCUGUGAGAUUUAUAGUUGGUCCUGUUGUGAUGGCUGUGGCUUCUUAUGUUGUUGGAUUGCGAGGUGUGCUUCUCCAUGUUGCCAUUGUUCAGGCGGCUCUGCCUCAAGGAAUUGUUCCAUUUGUGUUUGCUAAGGAAUACAAUGUGCAUCCAAAGAUUUUAAGCACAGGAGUUAUUUUUGGCAUGCUGAUAGCACUCCCUAUCACACUAGUCUACUACAUCUUACUCGGCCUUUGAAGCAGCAUCAAUAGGGUCAAGUGGCUAACGACCAAAACAAUAGAGGAGACAUGAUUUUGUGGUUCUUUUGAUAAGCCUUGUGAUCUUGUUUGGAAACUCUCUUAACAUAAAUCAGCAAAUUUUGUUUAUUA